CGGAGAUGGGCUCUGUGAAGCUCUUCAACAAGUGGAGCUACGAGGAUGUUGAGAUCAGGGACAUCUCCUUGACCGACUACGUCCAGAUCCGUUCUCCUGUCUACCUCCCUCACACCGCUGGCCGUUACGCCGCCAAGCGUUUCCGCAAGGCGCAGUGCCCCAUCAUCGAGCGUCUCACCAACUCGCUCAUGAUGAACGGCCGCAACAGCGGCAAGAAGCUCAUGGCCGUCCGCAUUGUUGCCCACGCUUUCGAGAUCAUCCACAUCAUGACCGACCAGAACCCCCUCCAGGUCGCCGUCGAUGCCGUCGUCAACUGCGGUCCCCGUGAAGACUCCACCCGUAUCGGUUCCGCUGGUACCGUCCGUCGCCAGGCCGUUGAUGUCUCCCCUCUCCGCCGUGUCAACCAGUCCAUUGCUCUCUUGACCAUCGGUGCCCGUGAGGCUUCUUUCCGUAACAUCAAGAGCAUUGCUGAGUGCUUGGCUGAAGAGCUUAUCAACGCCGCCAAGGGAAGCUCCAACUCCUACGCCAUCAAGAAGAAGGACGAGCUCGAGCGUGUUGCCAAGAGCAACCGGUAAAGAGAUGUUGUUGGGUGUCUCCGUUUGGUCCUAUUUAUUAUGUUUACUGGAGUGGACGGGGUUUCAUUAGGAUUCAGUCGAUUGGCAUACAUCUGCGCGACUGUAAAUACCAGAUAAAAAAACAGUCACGAGAGGGAGAGAUCCUUUUUCUUACAAAAAAAAAAAAGAAGAAAUU
Aspergillus glaucus CBS 516.65 is the source of this 750-nucleotide messenger RNA. RefSeq names its product 40S ribosomal protein uS7. The coding region runs from base 6 to 575 and encodes 189 amino acids. The transcript is spliced from 3 exons. Gene Ontology annotation, cellular component: cytosolic small ribosomal subunit; ribosome. The record is from RefSeq and is a predicted model, not a curated record. NCBI's taxonomy places the organism in Eukaryota, Fungi, Ascomycota, Eurotiomycetes, Eurotiales, Aspergillaceae. Gene Ontology annotation, molecular function: rRNA binding; mRNA binding; structural constituent of ribosome. Gene Ontology annotation, biological process: translation; ribosomal small subunit assembly.